CCAAUCUGGUAGAGCUAUAGCUAUAGCUAGCAAGUCGUAGUAGUAGUUUACUGUUAGCCAUGGCUCGCAAGAAGAUCGUCCUGGACCGCAUCGCCAACGACGCGACGCGGCGGGCGACGUUCAAGAAGCGGCGGCGCGGGCUGCUGAAGAAGGCGAGCGAGCUGGCGACGCUGUGCGACGUGGACGCGUGCCUGGUGGUGUACGGGGAGGGGGACGCGGAGCCAGAGGUGUGGCCGUCGACGGAGGUGGCCAUGAACGUGCUGCGGCAGUUCAGGGCGCUGCCGGAGAUGGAGCAGUGCAAGAAGAUGAUGAACCAGGAGGACUUCCUCCGCCUCCGGAUCGGCAAGCUCAAGGAGCAGCUGCGCAAGAUGGACCGCGACAACCACGAGCGGGAGACGCUCAUCCUCCUCCACGACGCCCUCCAGGGACGCCUCGGCACCUACGAGUCCCUCUCCGUCGAGCAGCUCACCAGCGUCGACUGCCUCGCCAGCGCCAGGCUCAAGGUCAUCACCGACCGCCUCGUCGAGAUCCGCGCCCCCAACGAGGACGGCCAGGUGCUCGUUCCCCCACCUCCUCCUCCCCCGCCGGCGCUCCCCGCUCCUCCUCCGCCUCCGGCGCCAAUGCUUCCUCUCGCGCCGCCGCCGACUCAUGUUACUCCGGCCAUGCCGCUGUCUUCUAUGCCGCCGCCGGCGUUCCACGGGAUGAACCACCACCACCACCAGAACCACUUCAUCAACCAUGGCGGCAACGACCAGAACGCCUGGCUCAUGAACGUCGCCAGGAACGGCGGCGACCUCGGCGCCCUCGUCUACAGCGCCUUCGCCAGCAGCUCCUCCUCCAACACCGGUGGCGCCGGCACCAGCGCCGCCGGCGCCGCCGCCCCGGGCCCUGACAUGAUGGAUCUCGCCAACCCGGACAUGCCGGGAUUCGGGUGUCCCUGGGACGACGAUUCUGCGGGGCCAUCUUUCCCUCCCAUGUAAGGAGAGGGAGAGCUCUUCGUGCUGCAUGCUGCAUGCAUGGCCAGCUGCUACGUCGCGUGCUCGUGCACGGCAACAGCAGCUUUGCCCCGUCUCUAUUUCGUUUUUCUCCAGCAAUAUUUGCAACUUAAAUUUCGGUCAGGGACAUGGUCCCAUAUCUAUCUAUCUAUCUUAGUAUUUCAUGCGUCUUCGUCGUCGUCGUCGUCUAGAUCUUCUCUGCUCCAUGAGCAUGGAACAGUCUAAUUUAUCUUUUCAUCGAUCGAGUCGUGUCAUUUUGACAUCCAUAUAGCAUAUAUGGAUGUGUGUCUUUGUACUCUCUGUUGCAGCAUGUAUGCCUUCUUUUGAUGAAUGAAAUUGUUGGUUUAUAA
Molecule: messenger RNA, 1345 nt
Organism: Oryza sativa Japonica Group (Japanese rice)
Lineage: Eukaryota; Viridiplantae; Streptophyta; Magnoliopsida; Poales; Poaceae
Product: agamous-like MADS-box protein AGL80
Biological process (GO): positive regulation of transcription by RNA polymerase II
Molecular function (GO): protein dimerization activity; DNA-binding transcription factor activity, RNA polymerase II-specific; RNA polymerase II cis-regulatory region sequence-specific DNA binding
Source: RefSeq, a predicted model, not a curated record